Molecule: messenger RNA, 1417 nt
Organism: Papilio polytes (common Mormon)
Lineage: Eukaryota; Metazoa; Arthropoda; Insecta; Lepidoptera; Papilionidae
Product: oocyte zinc finger protein XlCOF20-like
Exons: 6
Coding region: 130-1179 (349 amino acids)
Biological process (GO): regulation of transcription by RNA polymerase II
Cellular component (GO): nucleus
Molecular function (GO): DNA-binding transcription factor activity, RNA polymerase II-specific; RNA polymerase II cis-regulatory region sequence-specific DNA binding
Source: RefSeq, a predicted model, not a curated record
CACGUCCUGUCCACAGAUACUGUCAUGGCGGUUUUACAUAUUGCAUAGAAAAAUAAGAUAAUUUCAUAUCAGAUACGAAAAGGCGGAUAACUUAGUAAUCUGUGCUUUUAUUUAAAUCCUAAAAUAAAAAUGUUCUUUUGCUCAUUCGUUAGCAUACAUUAUAUUAUCUGUGAAUGUGGAGAUACUUUUCCAACUGAAGACGCUUUAAAAGAACAUUUAGAAAACGAGCAUAAUCAGAAAUUAGAAGUGGAGAGACAUGAAGAAUUCUCCUGCGCAACAUGCGACAAGGUCUUCCCAACGGAGAAGGCCUGCGUCAUCCAUCAGCGUGUCCACACCCUGCCGAUACGAGAAAGGGAGGAGAAUGACGAAGUUUUCUGGAAGCAACAAAUGAGGAAGGAGAGAGAUGAAGUGAGGCGGGAGAGGGAAUUAGUGAAGAGAGAUAGAGAAGUGAGACGGGAACGGGAGAAGCGACAGAAGACAAAAAAUGUGAAGGAUUAUUUUAACUCGAAGAAUGUUGUUUGUGAAGUUUGUGGGAAAAGAUAUGCGUCUAACGCAGCUCUCCGCUAUCAUCAGCGAGUACACACCGGAGAGAGGCCCUAUCAUUGUACGGAGUGCCCUAAAACAUUCACAAUGCCGUUGUUCCUACAGAUUCACUUGCGCACACACACAGGGGAGAGACCUUACAAAUGUACGAGUUGUCCAAAAGCUUUCAGCAACAAGGCAGCUCUACUUAGACAUGAUCGAGUACAUACAGGAAUAAAACCAUACAUGUGUCCGCAUUGUAAGAAAACAUUUACACAAUCGAAUUCGAUGAAGUUACAUGUGAAAACUGUACAUUUGAAAAUGCCAGCUCCAUACAAAAGUAAGAAUAGAAGGAAUAAACCCAGAGAUAUGAAAUUAAUGAAACCAGAAGAUUUAGAUAUUUACCAGCAGGAGAUAAAAAUAGAAUUACAGCCGGAAAUAAAAGCGGAAAUUAUCGAAUAUCAAGAAGGUGACGUUUUAGUUGAAAAUCAAGAACAAAUUGGUGCACAGUUUUAUUUCCAAGAUGGGGAGGUUUUUCAUGAGGUUUUUCAAGAUAAUUUGUACCAUGAAGAAAUUGUGGAGAACCCAGAAGCUAAUUUAUAUAAAUUGGAGAAACCACAAGAAUUGUAUGAAGAAGUUUAUGAAGUGGAAUUGUAAAUAAGUUUGGAUGGAUGGAUGGACGUUUAUAAUACUUAAUUCCUCAUUGACGGUCGCGUAAGCUAAUCUGUUGUAAUAAUGUGGUAACAUUCGCCGAUUAGGCGAAAGAACCCAUAGAUGUUCGUAAAAGAGAUGCAUAUAAAUUUUUCCCCUUAUAUGUCUACCAAAGAGAUUCAAAUAUGUAUAGAGUUGGCAUAGUUGAAACAUUUUUCAUGCUAAAUUUAUAGGUUUUCAAUAU